CGAGAAACAGUGAGACGACUCAUUGACAGUGAACAAGCACCAUGCUGGCACGUUCUAUAGGAAGUUCUACAGCUCGUCUUCGGCUUACAAAUAGCAAAGACUUUGCGGGAGUUGACCGAGCGCGUCAAGUUGUACGAGAUUUUUCCUCUUGGCAACAACGUCAACAAGUCCGUUUUCAUUCGUUUGCUAGAAUCACACCCGGAUUAGUAUCCAGCAGCGAUCUAGUUGAAAACUCUUGCUGCAGAAGAAGUACCGAAAAUCCCCUAUUUCAACAGGUGCGGUGGAAAAGGAAAGACGGACACAAGGCUUUCGGUCGCGAGCGCCCGCCAACGAAGGCACAACGCAAACGCUAUAACCGGUCCUUGCAAGCAAAAGAAAGCAAGCAUGGAGUCCCGGGGAGUAAGGCAGGAAUACGGCGAGAGUGGGAAGCGGAACGAAGAGAAGAUAUAAUGAACCCCCCACCAGAUCUCCAGCUAGAUGACAUGGAGUAUGGAAUGGGAGACGCUAUGCUAGACGAUCUCAUGGGCAACACAGCAUAUUUGACGGCUCAAGAAACUCCCGAGCCGGCAUACCUUGGACAUCUCCACAAAAAGUUCUUUAGCCAAGCUGCUAACCGUAUGCAAACGUAUAAAGAUCAGCUGGAGCGAUUAAGCGACCCCAAUAGCGACACGAGCCAACUGGUGGCCGCGGACCGCGUGGAAAUGCCAAACGACAAAAACAUUUCUCUCGCGCUUCGUGCUUUUCGCGAUCGGUACGGCACCAAACGACAACCGAUAGGAAUGGUGAAAGCGUUGGAGCAUCUGGUGAAAGAUAUCGGUGUUCCUAUUACCGCUUUUGGCGAAAAUACCUACACAACUCUAAUGACGUGUAGCCGCAGUCCAGCCGAAGCUCGACGUAUCAUUGACUUGAUGAGAAAAGAGCAGCAUCCUGUCUCGUCGUACAGCUGGUCCAUUUUAGUAGAUACGUACGCAAAGGCUGGCGACUUUAAAGGCUGUGCAAAUGCACAACUCGAAAUGAUUAACGACGGUAUUCCUCCAACCUUGGUAUCCUUUACCUCCCUUCUCGCGGCUUGUGCCAAAGUUUGCAAUGACGGUCGCGUUGCGCAUAGUAUUCGAGCUCAGGCGGGAAAACUGGGCUGGGAAAAGUGGCAAGAAAUGCGUGUGGUGGGUGUUCAUCCGGAUGUGAUGGCCUACGGUGCUAUGCUAAAGCUCACGGCAGCUCGGGGACAUCCGGAACGUGCAAUUAAUAUUCUAGAAGAAAUGCAACAAAUGGAUGUCAAGCCCACAACCCUUUGUUUCAGCUAUGCUCUUCGAGCAGUCGCUAAGAGUCAUUCAACAUCCAUUCGCUACGAGCGAGGUGCAUCGCGAAAGAUGAAAAGACGGGAGUUUCUGACGCAUCACCACGGUAAGCUCGCGCGGUCGAUUGUACUUCUUGCCGAAAACGCUGAAGUCAAACAGGACCAGGGAUUUGUAUCAGCACUUAUAAUGUGUGCAGCUGCUGCCGGUGAUGUUGCUACUGCCAAGGCGAUUUAUAUUGCUAGCCAAAUCCGCCAAUUGGAUGAGCUUCGAACUAUUGGAUCUGAUCAGCAUCUGGCAAGACUGAGAGGAGAGGACAUCCAUCAAUAUGAGGGUGGCCUUUUGGAAGAUCCUUCUCUUUCGAAUACAAACUCUUCUCUCAGCUUGCCUCCUCAAAACAUGGGUCGUAAGUAUCCAAGUUUCGAAGAACGAGAAUAUGGGAAAGACUCGAGAGUUCUCUCUGCCAUUCUUCACGCCUGUGCAUGUGCUGUUGAUAAAAAUGGUAUCGGUGAUAUGUGGCAAGGUCGCGAAAACCAAGGGUAUUUGUGCGAAAAUUCUCUUCGGCUACUCAAGGCUCGACAGGUGCCAAAGUUUGUCGAUAAUUCUAUUCCUGGCCAAACGAGGACGGAUGCACUCAAGUGGGAAGGAGAGUAUCGGGAUGAGGACUAUCGCGGAAAAAAGCGGAGUCCUCGUAAAUUCCGAGGAGUCGAAGAAGACAUCGAAGCCGGAACGACUCUUGAUCAGGUUGACGGGGACAUUGCUCGUAUGUAUGAAGACAAAGAGGGCCGUUUGAAAAAGGAAUACCGAAGCACGUCAUUCGAGGACGUUUGGAAAUUGAAAUAUGGCGAGGAUUGGGCCAACGACAGCGGUACAAAAAGGAUCGAAGAAAGGCCGAUGUUCAACCUCGAGUCAGGUCUGACGUCAACAGGAACAGGAGACGCUUCUGUACGGGAUGACGGCACUAAUGAGAUCGAAGAACAAAUGUUCUUUGACAGAGAAUCCAUGCGAUGGACGACAAUACCAUUAAGCGAACGGACGAAAACGCGACCGUCUAGUGUAGAGAUUAAUUUACCUGCAGUUGAAGGUCCGCCGCCGGAGCAUGAAGAGAUGUAUUUUCAUAAAGAGACAUCUCGUUGGAUGACUCGUGCGGUUACGCCAUCGAACAUGACACCAGAAACUGAAAAAAACAUGUCGCAGGCUGUUAGCCCCUCAGAAUCGCGUGACGCACAGGAAGCUGUCGACUUCGACGACAGCAACGAGGACCUAUACUUCGACAAAGACGAGAGGCGUUGGAAAACGAGAAGCAGAGCAGACGCAGAGAACGCACGUCGAACCGCGUUUGAAAACCAGAUCCUUCAAGCGAAGAGCCAGCCAAACACGAAAAUGGCAGACAGAGAGAAGGUCGACACCGAAAAGACAGUUAAAAAAGGACACGAGUUUCAGAUCUUCUACAGCGAACUUCGAAAGGAAAUGCAAGAAAGUGGAGAGACGAUUGACGAUUUGACGGAGGAUGAAGCCUAUGAACUAUUCUUGUCUGCAGAAGAAGAAUACAACGAAAUGAUGGACAUGGAUCCAGACGAGUUUUCGACUUUGAUCGACGAGCUCGAUGACGAAGAAUUGGCUACCCUAUCUUCUAAAUCUUUGCCUGAGCCGGAAAGUGCUCUUUCUUCCAAUCUUGGAGCGGCUGAGAUCAAGUCAAAACAAGAGUUACAUGCUAAGAUUGAAGAACUAAAGGAUGAAUGGGACGAUAGCGAUGAUGCCCCGGAUGAUAUGUUCGAGCCAUCUUUCUCCCCCAGCUCAUAUAAGAGCGUCCAUAGCCAAUCUUCUCCUGUUCGCGAGAAGACAUUUCUGGAGGAACCAACGGUGACAACCACUCACGCUGCACAGGAACCUACCAUUUCUUCCGUGAGAGUGUUGGAUGCAGAAUAUGUUGAAAAGCCACUCACCGGACAAUCUCCUUCACCGAAAAAUGUUGGCCUUGAGCAAAUUGCUGGUGGUCGAGACGUUUUCCCCGGUGCGUUUCAGGAGCAUGCUGCAGCCACGGACGCGGAGAGUUUUACCAAGAUCGACGAGCAACUAGAGUUGCUCCGUGGCAUGCUUCCAGGGUUUUCCGACAAGAGACUAAGUAAGAUUCGAAAAGCCUUCCGCAGCUCGCUUGGCGACCCUUCUCUACUCGAGCUCACUUUAAUUGCACGGGAGCAAAUGCCUGAUUACAUCACCAAUAAUUGGCUCAAGCAUAUGAGCAGUUUGACCUCUCGCUACAUCAUGCAUAAGGCUGUUGAGGAAGAGAAAAUUGAUGUUCACGUGCUCAAUGCUGUCCUCGAGCUCGAUACGGCAGCUGGUAGCCUAGACCGGGCGUUGCAAUUUUAUGAGACCGAGUUUGCUAUCCGAAAUUUGGAGCCAACGGCAUACAGCGCCCGGCUUGUGAUACAAAUGUUUGUCAAAAAUAAAAGACUGCAACGUGCUUUGACGUUCAAGAACUCGAUUGAAAUGAGGGGAAGGACGCUUGACAUACUGUCAUACGGCGCCUUGAUAGACUAUUGCAGUCGCCAUGAACAACUGGGAUCGGCCCUACUGCUUUUAAAGGAGUGCCUUAGUAAGCACGAGGCGCCACCUGGCGAAGCCUACCUCAAGCAUGUCCGACUGCUGUGUCGUCAAGCCGACCUUAUUGAAGAAAUUGGCCUGGAAGAUAUGAUUGGCAAAGAUCCGAUCGAAUGGCUGAGGCACGGCGAGGCAAAUCUCAAGCGAGAUAUGUCUAAAAAAGGCCGCCGCGAUAUUAAUCUUGGGCGGAAUCGACUCAUGCAGCUUUAAACUAAAAAAAGUUACAGCUUU
Phaeodactylum tricornutum CCAP 1055/1 is the source of this 4127-nucleotide messenger RNA. RefSeq lists its product with no specific name. The transcript has 2 exons. The coding region runs from base 42 to 4106 and encodes 1354 amino acids. The record is from RefSeq and is a predicted model, not a curated record. Gene Ontology annotation, molecular function: protein binding. Lineage: Eukaryota; Bacillariophyta; Bacillariophyceae; Surirellales; Neidiaceae.